Haemorhous mexicanus (house finch) is the source of this 7172-nucleotide messenger RNA. RefSeq names its product ryanodine receptor 2. The record is from RefSeq and is a predicted model, not a curated record. NCBI's taxonomy places the organism in Eukaryota, Metazoa, Chordata, Aves, Passeriformes, Fringillidae. Bases 1 to 6204 code for a protein of 2067 amino acids. The transcript has 46 exons. Gene Ontology annotation, cellular component: calcium channel complex; sarcoplasmic reticulum membrane; sarcolemma. Gene Ontology annotation, biological process: calcium ion transport; transmembrane transport; intracellular calcium ion homeostasis. Gene Ontology annotation, molecular function: ryanodine-sensitive calcium-release channel activity; calcium ion binding.
AUGCACUUAUGCCAGUCCCCUGCUGAAGCUGCCACUCUGGUCUCAAGAGGACUUAAGGACCUGGAACUAGACACACCUUCCAUUGAGAAACGCUUUGCCUAUAGUUUCCUUCAGCAGCUUAUAAGAUAUGUGGAUGAAGCCCAUCAGUACAUUUUGGAGUUUGAUGGUGGCAGCAGAGGCAAAGGAGAGCAAUUCCCAUAUGAGCAAGAAAUCAAGUUUUUUGCCAAAGUUGUGCUCCCUUUGAUUGAUCAGUAUUUUAAAAAUCAUCGCCUGUAUUUCUUAUCUUCAGCAAGUAGGCCUCUCAGCAGUGGUGGCCAUGCCUCUAAUAAAGAGAAAGAAAUGGUGACAAGCCUGUUCUGCAAACUUGGAGUUCUUGUCAGGCAUAGGAUUUCACUGUUUGGAAACGAUGCAACAUCAAUAGUCAACUGUCUUCACAUACUGGGACAGACCUUGGAUGCAAGGACUGUGAUGAAAACUGGUCUGGAAUCUGUUAGGAUGGCAUUGAGAGCAUUUUUGGACAAUGCUGCUGAGGAUCUGGAGAAAACAAUGGAAAAUCUUAAGCAAGGCCAGUUUACACACAGCAGGAACCAGCCAAAAGGAGUUACACAAAUCAUUAAUUAUACCACAGUUGCUCUCCUGCCAGUACUAUCUUCAUUAUUUGAGCAUAUUGGACAGCACCAGUUUGGGGAAGAUUUGAUACUGGAAGAUGUUCAGGUCUCUUGUUACAGAAUAUUGGCCAGUUUAUAUGCUCUGGGAACCAGCAAGAGUAUCUAUGUAGAGAGGCAACGAUCAGCACUAGGAGAGUGCUUGGCUGCUUUCUCAGGCGCCUUUCCAGUGGCUUUUUUGGAAACACAUUUGAACAAACAUAAUAUCUACUCAAUCUACAAUACCAAGAAUGCGAGAGAUAGAGCAGUUCUCAAUUUGCCAACUAGUGUAGAAGAGGUUUGUCCAAACAUUCCUUCCUUGAUGAAGCUGAUGGAAGAAAUAGUGGAACUGGCAGAAUCCGGUAUUCGUUACACACAAAUGCCACAUAUCAUGGAAGUCAUACUGCCUAUGCUGUGUAGUUACAUGUCCCACUGGUGGGAGCAUGGGCCAGAGAACAAUCCUGACAAGGCUGAAAUGUGUUGCACAGCCUUGACGUCAGAGCACAUGAACACUCUGUUGGGUAACAUAUUGAAAAUCAUCUAUAACAACCUUGGUAUUGAUGAAGGAGCCUGGAUGAAGAGAUUAGCAGUGUUUUCCCAGCCCAUCAUAAGUAAAGCGAAGCCACAGCUCUUAAAGACACACUUCCUUCCACUGAUGGAUAAACUAAAGAAAAAGGCAGCAGUGGUUGUAUCGGAUGAAGAACAUCUAAGAGCAGAAGGCAGAGGUGACAUGUCGGAGGCUGAACUGCUCAUCCUAGAUGAGUUCACCACUUUGGCACGGGACCUCUAUGCCUUCUACCCUUUGUUGAUUAGAUUUGUGGACUAUAACAGGGCAAAAUGGUUGAAAGAGCCCAAUCCUGAAGCAGAAGAGUUGUUCCGCAUGGUGGCUGAAGUUUUCAUUUACUGGUCAAAGUCUCAUAAUUUCAAAAGGGAAGAGCAGAACUUUGUGGUACAAAAUGAAAUCAACAACAUGUCUUUCCUUAUCAGUGACACCAAAUCUAAGAUGUCUAAGGCAGCAGUUUCUGACCAGGAAAGGAAGAAGAUGAAGAGAAAAGGUGACCGCUACUCUAUGCAGACCUCUCUCAUUGUGGCAGCACUGAAGAGAUUGCUUCCAAUAGGCCUAAACAUUUGUGCUCCUGGAGACCAAGAGCUAAUUGCACUGGCCAAAAAUCGUUUUAGCAUGAAAGACACUGAAGAUGAAGUACGAGAUGUCAUCCGCAGUAAUCUUCACCUUCAGGGCAAGCUUGAGGAUCCUGCCAUUAGAUGGCAGAUGGCACUUUACAAAGAUUUGCCAAACAGGACUGAAGACUCCUCAGAUCCAGAGAAGACUGUGGAAAGGGUCCUUGAUAUAGCUAAUGUGCUGUUUCACCUGGAACAGGUUGAGCAUCCUCAGCGGUCCAAAAAAGCAGUGUGGCAUAAGCUGCUGUCUAAACAGAGGAAAAGAGCAGUAGUGGCCUGCUUUAGAAUGGCACCGUUGUACAAUCUGCCAAGACACCGAGCGGUCAAUCUCUUUCUUCAAGGCUAUGACAAAUCUUGGAUUGAAACAGAAGAGCACUAUUUUGAAGACAAACUGAUAGAAGACUUAGCAAAACCUGGAGAGGAACCACCAGAAGAAGAUGAAAGCCUUAAAAGAGUUGAUCCUUUACAUCAACUUAUCCUGCUAUUCAGUCGAACAGCCUUGACUGAAAAAUGCAAACUGGAAGAAGAUUUCCUGUAUAUGGCUUAUGCUGACAUUAUGGCAAAGAGCUGCCAUGAUGAAGAAGAUGAUGAUGGUGAAGAAGAAGUGAAGAGUUUUGAAGAAAAAGAAAUGGAAAAGCAAAAACUUCUGUAUCAACAAGCCAGACUGCAUGAUCGUGGUGCUGCUGAGAUGGUUCUGCAGACAAUCAGUGCAAGUAAAGGUGAGAUGGGGCCAAUGGUUGCAGCAACCCUAAAGCUAGGAAUUGCCAUCCUAAAUGGAGGAAAUUCUACUGUUCAGCAGAAAAUGCUUGACUACCUCAAGGAUAAAAAGGAUGUGGGGUUCUUUCAGAGCCUUGCAGGUCUUAUGCAGUCCUGUAGUGUUCUUGACCUAAAUGCAUUUGAACGUCAGAACAAAGCAGAAGGCCUUGGCAUGGUGACUGAAGAGGGAUCAGGAGAAAAGGUGAUGCAGGAUGAUGAGUUCACCUGUGACCUCUUCCGCUUCCUUCAGUUGCUUUGUGAAGGACACAAUUCAGAUUUUCAGAACUACCUGAGAACUCAAACUGGUAACAACACAACUGUUAAUAUUAUAAUUUCUACUGUGGAUUACUUAUUGAGAGUUCAGGAGUCCAUCAGUGAUUUCUAUUGGUAUUAUUCUGGGAAGGAUGUUAUUGAUGAACAAGGACAACGAAAUUUUUCCAAAGCCAUCCAGGUUGCAAAACAAGUUUUCAAUACUCUCACAGAGUAUAUCCAGGGGCCGUGUACUGGUAAUCAGCAAAGUCUGGCACACAGCAGGCUGUGGGAUGCUGUAGUUGGUUUCCUUCAUGUGUUUGCCCACAUGCAGAUGAAGCUCUCUCAGGAUUCCAGUCAAAUUGAACUAUUGAAGGAAUUAAUGGAUCUUCAGAAAGAUAUGGUUGUCAUGUUGCUGUCUAUGCUGGAAGGUAAUGUUGUGAAUGGAACUAUUGGAAAGCAGAUGGUCGAUAUGCUUGUGGAAUCAUCAAACAAUGUGGAGAUGAUUCUGAAGUUUUUUGAUAUGUUCUUAAAAUUGAAAGAUUUGACUUCCUCUGAUGCAUUCAAAGAAUAUGACCCUGAUGGUAAAGGGAUAAUUUCAAAGAGGGAUUUUCACAGGGCAAUGGAAAGCCAUAAGCACUACACUCAGUCUGAAACAGAGUUUCUGCUGUCAUGUGCUGAAACAGAUGAGAAUGAGACUUUGGACUAUGAGGAGUUUGUGAAACGAUUCCACGAGCCUGCAAAAGACAUUGGUUUCAAUGUUGCUGUUCUCCUGACCAACCUGUCAGAGCACAUGCCCCAUGAUACGCGCUUGCAGACUUUCCUGGAGCUCUCAGAGAGUGUGCUGAAUUACUUUCAGCCUUUCCUUGGACGUAUAGAAAUCAUGGGCAGCGCAAAGCGCAUUGAACGAGUUUAUUUUGAAAUAAGUGAGUCAAGUCGGACUCAGUGGGAAAAACCUCAGGUCAAAGAGUCAAAGAGACAGUUCAUAUUUGAUGUUGUAAAUGAAGGUGGGGAAAAAGAAAAGAUGGAGCUUUUUGUUAACUUCUGUGAGGAUACCAUCUUUGAAAUGCAACUGGCUGCCCAGAUCUCUGAGUCAGAUCUCAAUGAAAGGUCAGCCAAUAAAGAGGAGAAUGAGAAAGAUAAUCCUGAGGAAGAAGAUCCUAGGAUGGGUUUCUUCUCUCUCGUGACCAUGAAGUCAGCUUUAGUAGCUCUCAAGUAUAAUUUAAUGACUCUUAUGAAAAUGCUCAGCAUGAAGAGUCUAAAGAAACAAAUGAAAAAAGUGAAGAAAAUGACCAUGAAGGACAUGGUCAUGGCUUUGUUUUCUUCCUACUGGAGCAUUUUGGUGGGCUUACUACAUUUUGCUUGUAGCGUUGUCCGGGGCUUUUUUCGCAUCAUAUGCAGUUUGCUGCUUGGAGGAAGCCUAGUAGAAGGAGCCAAGAAAAUCAAGGUGGCUGAGCUGUUGGCUAAUAUGCCAGAUCCCACUCAGGAUGAAGUGCGUGGGGAAGAAGAAGAAGGGGAGAGGAAACCGACGGAAGCUGCAUUGCCUGCAGAAGACUUGACGGAUCUGCAGACUCUAACAGAAGAGAGUGAUCUACUCUCAGAUAUAUUUGGUUUGGAUUUGAAAAGAGAAGGUGGACAGUAUAAAUUGAUCCCUCACAAUCCAAAUGCUGGUUUGAGUGAUUUACUGAGCACUCCCUCCUUAGCCCCAAUGCCCGAGGUACAGGAAAAAAUUCAGGAGAAGGUGAAAGAAGAUGAAAAGGAAGAGAAAGAGGAAACAAAAUCAGAACCUGAAAAAGCUGAAGGAGAAGAUGGAGAAAAAGAAGAGAAAACCAAGGAAGACAAAGGGAAACAGAAAUUAAGACAAAUGCAUACACACAGAUAUGGAGAACCAGAAGUUCAGGAAUCAGUUUUCUGGAAGAAUAUCAUUGCAUACCAGCAGAAGCUUCUUAAUUAUUUUGCACGAAACUUUUACAACAUGAGGAUGUUGGCGCUAUUUGUUGCUUUUGCCAUCAACUUCAUCCUUCUUUUCUAUAAGGUGUCCACAUCUGCUGUGACAGAAGAAAAGGAGCUUCCUUUGGUAUCUGAUGGUGAAAGUACCAAGUUGAACAUCCUGGAAAGCGAUGAUGAGAGGGUCAUUGCAGUGCACUAUGUCCUGGAAGAAAGCAGUGGCUACAUGGAGCCCACACUGAGGAUUUUGGCCAUCCUACACACAGUCAUCUCAUUCUUUUGCAUCAUAGGGUAUUACUGUUUGAAAGUUCCACUGGUUAUUUUUAAGAGAGAAAAGGAAGUGGCAAGGAAAUUGGAGUUUGAUGGGCUAUAUAUAACUGAGCAGCCAUCAGAGGAUGAUAUCAAGGGACAGUGGGAUAGACUUGUAAUCAACACACAGUCUUUUCCAAAUAACUAUUGGGACAAGUUUGUGAAAAGAAAGGUAAUGGAUAAAUAUGGUGAGUUCUAUGGCCGUGACAGGAUCAGUGAAUUACUAGGAAUGGACAAAGCUGCUCUUGAUUUUAGUGAUGCUCGAGAAAAGAAGAAACCAAAGAAGGAUAGCUCCUUUUCUGCUGUGCUAAAUUCCAUUGAUGUUAAGUAUCAGAUGUGGAAAUUAGGAGUUGUUUUCACUGACAAUUCUUUCCUUUACCUAGCGUGGUACAUGACCAUGUCAGUCCUUGGCCAUUACAACAAUUUUUUCUUUGCCGCUCAUCUCCUUGACAUUGCAAUGGGAUUCAAGACAUUACGAACUAUCCUGUCAUCAGUUACCCACAAUGGCAAACAGCUUGUCCUAACAGUGGGAUUACUGGCAGUAGUGGUAUACUUGUAUACAGUAGUGGCAUUCAAUUUUUUCCGCAAGUUCUACAACAAGAGUGAAGACGGUGACAUGCCAGACAUGAAAUGUGAUGAUAUGCUGACAUGCUACAUGUUUCAUAUGUACGUUGGAGUACGUGCAGGAGGAGGCAUUGGUGAUGAAAUAGAAGAUCCAGCAGGAGACGAAUAUGAAAUCUAUCGGAUUAUCUUUGACAUCACUUUCUUCUUCUUUGUGAUUGUCAUCCUGCUUGCAAUUAUCCAAGGUUUAAUUAUUGAUGCUUUUGGUGAGUUAAGAGAUCAGCAAGAGCAAGUUAAGGAAGACAUGGAGACAAAGUGCUUUAUCUGUGGAAUAGGAAAUGACUACUUUGAUACAGUGCCUCAUGGCUUUGAAACACACACACUACAGGAGCACAACUUGGCCAAUUAUUUGUUUUUUCUGAUGUAUCUUAUCAACAAAGAUGAAACCGAGCAUACAGGACAGGAAUCAUAUGUUUGGAAAAUGUAUCAAGAACGGUGCUGGGAAUUUUUCCCUGCUGGUGAUUGCUUCCGAAAACAGUAUGAAGACCAGCUCAACUAAGCAAAAAUGAGGAUUUCUGGACAUAAAUGUCCAUGUAUUUCCCAGCUCUUUUUGGAAUGUCUAAAAGAUUUCUUAAAUCCCCAAAGCUGUGUGCAUUUUGGAGCACCAAAGCUCUGUUUUUAAUGACCCAACUGCGCUUUUAUUUACUUGUGUAUUUGCUUUGAGACCACUGGAGUAAAGAACAAUGAAAAAUUACAGCAACUUUGGAACCAAACCAACCACUUGCACAGACAAAAGAUGUCCCUAUACAUAACAUGCACACACAAGUAGAGACUUGAGACAGCUUAUUUUUGAAACUGCCAGAUGAUACCCUUGUCUAAAAGAUCACACAUGGGGUGACAUGGUAGCAACACUCAUUUGGUCUGUUUAUUUCAUCAUCCUGGAAGGAACUAUAUAUAGUUCACAGAGCACCGUAAAAAGAUUGUUGUGGACACUUAAGUUGUGGGGAAAUAGUGCCUUACUAUAUGUGGGUUGAGCUAUGCAGAAGAUGAGUGCAUGAUGACAUAUUUUUUUUUUUUCUUUAUGUCUUCCCUUCCAAUUUAGUAUUUAUUUUGUGGUUUUGGUGGGUUUGGGAGGAAGGGAUUUGAUUGUGCACAUCUUUUUAACAAGACUGGAGUGUCUCAGGACAAGAUUAGGUUAUUCUCAUUGAGUUCAUUUCACAUUUACCUUCCUCUUUAGCUUUUUGCUCUUAUUUUGGUAAUGCUCUGAUACAACACUGCUACUUUAUGAAAUCUUUGUAUGAAUACAAGACAGCUGCAAAAAACACUUUAACAAGAAAUGUUUCAUUGCAUGUUUAUUAUGCAAGUUUAAAACAAUCAAAAAACAACCUUCAGAAACAAGUUGAUCAACAUGAAAAAACAUUCACAAUAAUUAUAUCCAUAGUAAUAAAGUGUUGUGGGCUUUAUUGUACAUCUGGAACAAGUGUCAUCAACCAACAAUAUGAAUAUAUGUUAUGAAUUUGACAAUAA